Messenger RNA from Aspergillus tubingensis, 1017 nucleotides. Its product is annotated as dihydrodipicolinate synthetase family protein. Lineage: Eukaryota; Fungi; Ascomycota; Eurotiomycetes; Eurotiales; Aspergillaceae. The coding region runs from base 1 to 1017 and encodes 338 amino acids. The record is from RefSeq and is a predicted model, not a curated record. The transcript has 4 exons.
AUGGAACAAGUGCGCACCAGAGUGAUAGGAAAAAUCAGUGACACCUUCAACGCAGUUGCAAAGCAUCAAGCCGCGUGGAUUGAGCCUGAUAUCCAGAAAGAUCUCGGUCUUAUAUGUGAGGAUCUGCACAUCUCAAAAGCUGGAACUCAUCAGGAUAAGCUCUCACCAGUCUUCUUUAAUCCUCUCGGAACGCACAAUGUCCCCUCCCCUCAUCCUACUGAUGAUCAGGGGCAAAAGUUUGUCAAGGAGAUCUUCAACAAUUGGGAUAAACCCAGCCCGCGGCCACCAACGGUGACCGAUCAAGUUUAUAAGUUAGUGGACGGGAUACGAGACAUUUUCCGAACCAGCCGUCGCGAUGUUAUGUCAGAGACUGGAAGGUCAUUACAGCUGCGGACUUACGCAAACCGGAUCGAAUGUGGGAAUAUCACACCGGACCUCAUUGCUGAAGAAUUCGAUGGCCUGUUUUGGGUGUCGCGUGACUCGAUGAUGGAGUACGCUUAUAUAGCUAUAGAUCAAUUCAACAAGCCCCACAUCCUGCUUGCAACUUUUAUGAAGUCUGAAGCAAAUGAUACGCUUUCCAAAUACGAGACUAUGGUCAUGUUGACGGUCAUGUUGACCCGGUUGCAAAGUGAUAAUUGUCCCGACCACAGCAUUAUUCCUAUCAUGAUUAUCAGUGUCUUUCCUGGUCUUAAGCUCAGAAUCUUAGAGGCCCACUAUGAUUAUAGAGGUCUCGUCGUUCGAAAAUCUGAUUUCCUUAGCUUCGCGAACAAAGAUUCGGCGAUCUCGAGCAUGGAUAUUGUGAUGAGUUUUAUGUGUUCCGAAAUGACCGGGAACACGACUGACAUGAACAUCAUGAUAGAUCCAGUAGCUGAAGUCCCUCCAGCCCUGUCCGAUAACUCGAGUCAGGAGUCUAGAAUCCGAGAGAUGGAAUCAUGGAGUAGGGGAUCUUUGUGGCGAAAUGUCAGUCAUUCUAUCAAGACUUACAUUUCGAAGAUCAAAAAUGCUCUUAACACCUGA